AAAGAUCCGCGGUCACACUGAUCGAACACUACUAGGGCGUCUGUGACUCGUGAAAAAAGUGAUUAUAUUGAAAAGGUUUUUACUUCAAACUGGUGUAAUUGUGCAAAUACAAGUACAAUGGCUGACUUGAAUGAUUCCAACGGAAACUACGACGACAACGAUGAGCAGAUUACCGAGCCGGAGCAGCUGCGCAAGCUGUUCAUCGGCGGCCUGGACUACCGCACCACGGACGACGGCCUGAAGGCGCAUUUUGAGAAAUGGGGCAAUAUCGUAGAUGUGGUCGUCAUGAAGGAUCCGAAGACAAAACGGUCGCGCGGCUUUGGGUUCAUCACCUACUCGCAGUCCUACAUGAUCGACAAUGCCCAGAACGCUCGGCCCCACAAGAUCGACGGCCGCACCGUCGAGCCGAAGCGUGCUGUGCCGCGCCAGGAGAUCGAUGCCCCCAACGCUGGGGCCACGGUCAAGAAGCUGUUUGUGGGUGGCCUACGUGACGACCAUGACGAAGAGUGCCUGCGAGAGUACUUCAAGGACUUUGGCCAGAUCGUCGGCGUGAACAUCGUGUCGGACAAGGACACCGGCAAGAAGCGCGGAUUCGCCUUCAUCGAGUUCGACGACUAUGAUCCCGUUGACAAGAUCAUUCUCCAGAAGACCCACACCAUCAAGAACAAGAGCCUCGACGUGAAGAAGGCCAUAGCCAAGCAAGAUAUGGAUCGUCAGGGUGGUGGCGGAGGCGGCGGCGGUGGUGGUGGUGCUGGAGGUGGAGGAGGCAGUGGUGGCGGCGGUGGUGGUGGUGGCCGUGGCGGCCCUGGUGGACGCACAGGAGGUCGUGGCGGAGAUCGUGGCAGCCAAGGUGGCGGCUGGAGCAACAAUCGCCAGAACGGCGGCGGCAAUUGGGGCGCCGGUGGCGGUAGCUUCGGCAACAAUGGCAACUUUGGUGGCAGCCAGGGCGGUAGUUCCGGCGGCUGGAAUCAGCAGAGCGGCGGCAGCGGUCCCUGGAACAAUCAGGGCAGCAGCGGCGGCGGCUGGAACAACGGCGGCGGUGGUGGUGGCUACGGCGGCGGAAGCAGCAACGGAAACUGGGGUGGCAACGGCGGAGGAGGCGGCGGCUUUGGCAACGACUACCAGCAGAGCUAUGGCGGCGGCCCGCAACGGAGCAACAACUUUGGCAACAGCCGGCCUGCUCCAUACAGCCAAGGCGGCAGCGGAGGCGGUGGUGGUUUCAACAAAGCAUCUUCUGAACUUGCAGGUGGAAACCAAGGAGGCGGCGGCGGCCAGGGCUUCGGGGGCAACAACUACAACACUGGAGGAGGCGGCGGCGGCCAGGGUGGAAACAUGGGCGGCGGCAAUAGACGUUACUAGACAAGGUAAUCACGUAGAGAGUCAGUUCAAGCUUCAAGCUAGACAAACAGGCAGUCUAGGCGCAGGCAGACACAGACUCAGACAGGCACAGGCAGAGGCAGGCAAUCAG
Messenger RNA from Drosophila obscura, 1468 nucleotides. RefSeq names its product heterogeneous nuclear ribonucleoprotein 87F (gene Hrb87F). Gene Ontology annotation, molecular function: RNA binding. NCBI's taxonomy places the organism in Eukaryota, Metazoa, Arthropoda, Insecta, Diptera, Drosophilidae. The transcript is spliced from 4 exons. The record is from RefSeq and is a predicted model, not a curated record. Bases 118 to 1359 code for a protein of 413 amino acids.